GGAUCCUGCCUGUCCGGUUCCUUCCUCCCCCGUAGGCCCUCGAGAGAUCACUGUGCCCUGAAUGAAUGAGGUCAGGUGUGAGUGAUUCGAACCCUUCCCGCCCUGGUCCGAGGGAGCCUGCAGGGUGGGCUGUGUCGCAGUGAGGCACCCGACCCGUCCAGGAGGAAGGAACUGCUCCACGUGGGCUCCCUGGGACCCUUCCGGGGACAGCAGCUGUUCCACAGGUGAUGACUGCCCACCUGCUCGGUGCUGGAGAUCAAGGUAGAGAGACAGGCAGAGGGGCAGAGUGCUGCCAGGCCCCGCCUCCCGACCGAGAGCAGACCCUGCCCUGGGCCCUCCCCCAUGCCUCCUCCAUCCUCCCUGUGCAAAGCCUCUGCCUACAACUCCCACGCUGGGAAGCCCGGGAAAGAGAUCCCACGUGUUCCCAUCCUGCCCGGUGUGAAAGCCCAUACCAGCCAGCGCUGUGAAUUACCGCGGACGGACAGGCCCUGGGAUGGGCACUUCCCAGAACUCCGGCUGUGAGCCUGCCCGGCUUUUCUUUGGCGCUCAGCUCUUAGAAAUCCCUUGGGGCAGCACCUCCCAGCACAGCGUGGGCGGAUUUGUGUUCUAGUUGUCCAGCUUCUUCCGGGAAUUGGCAAACUCCUUUUCACAGCCCUGCCCCUCACACCCUGCCUGGAGCCUUCAUGGGUGUUCACACACUCUGCUGCUGCCUGGGUCAAGGAAGGCAUUACUCAGGUCUAAAUAUUUUGAUCCAAAAAAAAAAAUCCCCACACCCACUGCCCAAGAAAUGGGCCUCGUUUCCCUUUCUUCGUCCUGAACCGCAGCCAGCAGGUCCUGAGGACGCUGGGCCGGAGAAGACGGUGACCGUGCGCCCCGUCAGUCCCUGCCAAGCUGGGAGCCACCCCUGCCAACAGCACCUUCUCAUCCGGGCCAGGAGAAGAUGAUGUGCGAGGUGAUGCCGACCAUCAGUGAAGCAGAAGGCCCCCCAGGAGGAAGUGGGAGCCAUGGGUCCAGCUCCCCUUCACAGCCAGAUGCAGAUUCACACUUUGAACAGUUGAUGGUCUCCAUGCUGGAAGAGAGGGACCGUCUCCUUGACACUCUGAGAGAGACCCAAGAAACGCUGGCCUUAACCCAGGGGAAGUUACACGAGGUUGGUCACGAAAGAGAUUCCUUGCAGAGGCAGCUCAAUACUGCGCUUCCACAGAAAUUUAUUUCUCAUAGUACUGGAGGCUGGGAAGUCCCAAGAUCAAGGUGCCGGCAGCUUCCAUGUUUGGAGUUUGCAGCACUUACUAAAGAACUAAAUGUAUGCAGGGAACAGCUCCUCGAAAGAGAAGAAGAAAUUGCUGAACUGAAAGCGGAAAGGAACAACACCAGGCUGCUGCUGGAACAUCUGGAGUGCCUGGUCUCGCGGCACGAGCGGUCCCUCAGGAUGACGGUGGUGAAGCGGCAGGCGCAGUCCCCGGCAGGCGUGUCCAGCGAGGUGGAAGUGCUUAAAGCACUGAAGUCGUUAUUCGAGCACCACAAAGCCCUGGAUGAGAAGGUGAGAGAACGGUUACGAGUAGCACUUGAAAGGUGUAGUUUGUUAGAAGAAGAAUUAGGUGCCACACAUAAAGAGCUAAUGAUUCUUAAAGAACAGAAUAACCAGAAAAAGACACUAACGGACGGGGUGCUUGACAUAAACCACGAGCAAGAGAACACGCCGAGCGCGAACGGAAAGAGAUCUUCUGAUGGUUCUCUAAGCCACGAGGAAGACCUGGCUAAAGUGAUUGAGCUCCAGGAAGUCAUAGACAAGCAGUCAAGGGAGCAGAGCCAGAUGAAGGAGCGCCUGGCCGCCCUGUCCAGUCACGUGACGGAGCUGGAGGAAGAUCUGGACACGGCCAGGAAAGACCUCAUCAAAUCUGAGGAAGUGAACACAAAGUUGCAACGGGAUGUCCGUGAAGCCAUGGCCCAGAAGGAAGACAUGGAAGAGAGAGUCACUACUCUCGAGAAACGCUACCUCGCAGCACAGCGUGAAGCCACCUCUGUGCACGACCUCAACGAUAAACUGGAAAAUGAAAUUGCAAAUAAGGAGUCUAUGCAUCGACAGACUGAGGAUAAAAACCGCCAGUUGCAAGAGCGCCUGGAGCUGGCGGAGCAGAAGCUGCAGCAGACCCUGCGGAGAGCGGAGACCCUCCCCGAGGUGGAGGCGGAGCUGGCCCAGCGGGUGGCCGCGCUCUCCAAGGCCGAGGAGAGACACGGCAACAUCGAGGAGAGGCUGCGCCAGAUGGAGGCCCAGUUGGAGGAGAAGCACCAGGAGCUGCAGCGGGCAAGGCAGAGAGAAAAAAUGAACGAAGAACACAAUAAACGUUUAUCAGACACUGUUGACAAGCUGCUUUCAGAAUCCAACGAGCGGCUUCAGCUUCAUCUUAAAGAGAGAAUGGCAGCUCUGGAAGACAAGAAUUCCCUCCUACGAGAAGUUGAAAAUGCAAAAAAGCAAUUAGAAGAAAUGCAACAUGAUAAGGAUCAGCUCGUACUAACCCUGGAAGCCUUGAGAGCUGAACUGGACCAGACGGGGCUGAGAGGGGCUCCCCUACACCACAGCCGACCCCACUUGGGCAGCGUCCCAGAUUUCAGGUUCCCCGUGGCAGACGGGCCCUCGGACUCCUUCAGCAGCAGCGCGGUGUUGCGACGCCCGCAGAAAGGCCGGCUGGCAGCGCUGCGCGACGAGCCUUCCAAGGUGCAGACCCUGGACGAGCAGGACUGGGAGCGCGCGCGGCAGGCCAGCGUGCUGGCUCACGUGGCGCAGGCGUUCGAGAGCGGCGCGGACGUGCCUGACGGCGCCGGCGACGGGGACACGCUUUUCAGCUCGGCCACUCUGCUGUCGCCCAGCGGGCAGGCCGAUGCCCAGACCCUGGCCAUGAUGCUUCAGGAGCAGCUGGACGCCAUCAACAAAGAGAUCCGGUUGAUACAAGAAGAAAAGGAGAACACGGAGCAGCGGGCGGAGGAGAUUGAGAGCAGGGUGGGCAGUGGGAGCUUAGACAGCCUUGGUCGUUUUCGAUCAGUGAGCUCCAUCCCCCCGUACCCUGCUUCCUCUCGGGCCAGCUCUUCCCCUCCCAGCAGCGGGCGGCCCACCCCUCGAAGGGCCCCACACAGCCCGGCAAGGGAAGUGGACAGACUAGGCGUCAUGACUCUGCUGCCGGCUUCCCGAGACGAGGUACGAGACGACAAGACGACCAUCAAAUGUGAAACCUCACCCCCCUCGUCCCCACGAUCCCUUCGGCUGGACCGGCUGCACACAGGGGCGCUGCACACAGCCAGCCACGAGGACAUCAGGGACGCACGCAACUCGACAGGCUCGCAGGACGGCCCCGCGAGCAACCCCAGCAGUAGCAGCAGCAGCCAGGACUCGCUGCACAAAGCCCCCAAGAAGAAGGGCAUCAAGUCCUCUAUCGGCCGCUUGUUCGGCAAGAAAGAGAAGGGCCGGCCUGGGGCCCUGGGCAAGGAGUCGCUGGGACAAGCUGUUAUUUCAGAGACAGAAAACUCAUCUCAAGAUGCCUUGGGACUCAGCAAAUUGGGAGGACAGGCUGAAAAAAAUCGUAAACUUCAAAAAAAGCACGAGUUGCUUGAAGAAGCCCGGAGACAAGGCUUACCCUUUGCACAGUGGGACGGGCCAACCGUUGUCGUCUGGCUGGAGCUCUGGGUCGGGAUGCCGGCCUGGUACGUGGCUGCUUGCCGAGCCAACGUGAAGAGCGGGGCCAUCAUGUCCGCCCUGUCGGACACGGAGAUCCAGCGCGAGAUCGGCAUCAGCAACCCUCUGCACCGGCUGAAGCUGAGGCUGGCGAUUCAGGAGAUCAUGUCCCUGACAAGUCCGUCAGCCCCUCCUACGUCAAGAACGCAGACACUGGCGUACGGGGACAUGAACCACGAGUGGAUCGGCAACGAGUGGCUGCCCAGCCUGGGCCUCCCGCAGUACCGCAGCUACUUCAUGGAGUGCCUCGUGGACGCGCGGAUGCUCGACCACUUGACCAAGAAAGACCUUCGCGGGCAGCUGAAAAUGGUCGAUAGUUUUCACAGAAACAGUUUCCAGUGUGGAAUUAUGUGCCUGCGAAGGUUAAAUUAUGACCGGAAAGAACUGGAAAGAAAAAGAGAAGAAAGCCAGAAUGAACUGAAAGAUGUGCUUGUUUGGAGCAACGAUCGAGUGAUUCGCUGGAUCCUCUCCAUCGGUCUCAAGGAAUACGCAAACAACCUCGUAGAGAGCGGUGUGCACGGCGCCCUUCUGGCCUUAGACGAAACCUUCGACUUCAACGCGCUGGCCCUCUUGUUACAGAUCCCCACGCAGAACACACAGGCUCGUGCUGUCUUGGAAAGAGAGUUUAACAACCUUUUGGUCAUGGGGACUGACAGAAGGUUUGAUGAAGAUGAUGAUAAAAGCUUUAGGAGAGCACCUUCUUGGAGAAAAAAAUUUAGACCAAAGGAUGUUCGUGGCUUAGCUGCUGGGUCAGCAGAGACUCUCCCCGCAAAUUUCCGGGUCCCGUCCUCUCUGUCCUCGCCCUCUGUGCAGCCAAAGAAGAUGCAGCUGGACGGCAGCGUGGCGGGAGCGCAGAGGCUGGACUCCGCUGCAGUCAGGACUUACUCCUGCUGAGCCAACGCCGUUUACCCACACUACUUCUACAGAUGAUUAUGCAGCAUUUUGAAUCCAGCGAAGACUACAUUUUGAGCUCAACGGAAUCUUUAAUCUGUUAAUACUUGUUAUAUGGACCCUAAGAUAUUUUAUUACAGAGUUUUUAAUUAGUGAAAAAUUCAUGAAUACCAUAGAGAAAAUAUUUUAGAAUUUAAUGUUUCUUAUAUUUAUGUAAACUUAUGACUUCAUUUAUAUAGUUACUUACUUUUUCAUGUAUAUCCAGGCUAUAAAUAUCCUUUCAGAUCAAUUCAUGUUCUUAUAUCUGAUUUUAGUCUUUCAAAGGAAUGUACUGUAAUGCUUGUAUGUAUAAAUCCUAUGAACAAAUAUAGGGCUUUUGUAAAUUAUGCAUUUAUUGUAAUUAUUCUUGUUUAAUUUUUUAAUGAUAAACCAUGACAGAGCAGAGGAUUUUACCGCGUUUGUAAAAUCAUGACACAGUGUGCAUUACCCUUUACAAAAUGUAACCUAGCCCUACAACAAUCAUUUUGAAAGAAGCCAACUUACUUUCAAGCAAUUGUUGUUGUAUUUUAAUGACUGACCUUAGCUAUCCUUUUUCUAGCAAGAAAUGCUUUACUCUGUAGCGUGAAGAGAUUAAAAAUACGGGGUGUUAAAGAGCAGCUUCUAAUCAAAUUUGGACUGAAGGGAUCAUUAGAACGCUCUGAAAAUCCCUUCGGACCGGUGGUGAGCUCUCCCGUAGCCUGGCCUCUGUGGAUCCGGACACCUCGUCUUGGGUGGCUGGCAGAAGCCGCGAGCUGGGGGAAGAGCGACUCCGGUGGGGGGGGUGGGGCCUGGGCCCCCGCGGCCCGCCGCGCCCGCCCCCUUCCCCGCCCCCUUCCCGUCCCCCUCCUGGGAAGCCGGGUCAAGGGCGCCGACUCUUAGAGGACCAAUCACGAAGCACUGCACUCGCUGAGGAGACACUGGCGCACGCGGAAGGUGAAGGCACUGAGAUGCUGAGAAUAAUGUAGUGCGGCUCUAAUCAAGGCCUUAUUUUUCUGAUGUAAAUCAUCCUUUUACAUUUGUCUGUAAACAUGUUUAAAGAAUGGACCUAGCCGUACAUUUUUAGAUUUUGACGAUAUAGCCAUUUUGGAUUGCAUAAGUAGCAAAUGUAACUUCUACUUUUUAAUGGCAUAUUAAAAAGCCAGCAGGAGACGUGUUCAGAUCAUGGCACAUUAGUUAUUACGCAGCUGCUGUACCGGCGGACAGAGAUGGCGUGGCUUUUUACAUUCGGGCUCUGCCUUUAAUUUACUUGUACAGUUCGCUGUUACCGUUCUGUUUUUCUAUUCAUCUUUUGUGAACUUCCCGAUUAUGUAACAAAGUAUGUACAGUCUACUUUUGAACUAUUUUUAUCACAGUAUUAUUUAUUGCUUUCUUUCAAUAAAGUACUGAAGCAGAAUUUUCCACUGCCAA
Lagenorhynchus albirostris (white-beaked dolphin) is the source of this 6064-nucleotide messenger RNA. RefSeq names its product PTPRF interacting protein alpha 1 (gene PPFIA1). The record is from RefSeq and is a predicted model, not a curated record. NCBI's taxonomy places the organism in Eukaryota, Metazoa, Chordata, Mammalia, Artiodactyla, Delphinidae. The coding region runs from base 941 to 4621 and encodes 1226 amino acids. Gene Ontology annotation, molecular function: protein binding. Gene Ontology annotation, cellular component: presynaptic active zone. The transcript is spliced from 29 exons. Gene Ontology annotation, biological process: synapse organization.